AUGUACAAGCUAACGGAAGGAUCGUUAGAAAAAAUCAUGAAAGGCGUAGAUGUCGAGAAACCGAUACUUCAAAUGUUGGGCUAUAAAAAACUACCGAAAUCUGUUAAUAAAGAUGGUACCACUACUGAUCGAUAUAGAUUACUCAUAUCUGAUGGACAGAGAUUCAACUCAUUUACAAUGUUGGCCACUCAAUUAAAUAACCUGAUAGAUGAUAAUAUUUUGACUGAAUAUGCAAUCUGUAAAGUAUCAAACUAUCACCUGUCUUCAGUGAACAAUGGUGGCAAGGAAAAACGCGUGAUGCUAAUAAUGGGUAUUGAGGUGAUAGUUCCUGGCAGCAAAGUUGGACGUAAAAUAGGUGAUCCAACUAAUAUAGAGAGCAAAUCAGAGCCUGACUGUUCAGCUACAUCUGAUACAUCCAAAAAUACUGGACUAGGUUGUCAAACUAAUGGUACAGCUCAAAGAAAUACUUCAGAUAAUUACGGGUCUUCUGAUAUAUGUACUACACCAAUUGCAGCGCUAAGUCCUUACCAAAACAGAUGGGUGAUCAAGGUUCGUGUGACCAAUAAAUCUGCAAUUAGAACAUGGAGCAACUCUCGUGGAGAGGGUAAAUUGUUUUCUAUGGAUCUAAUCGAUGAGAGCGGCGAGAUUCGAUGCACCGCAUUUAGAGAUAUGUGUGAUAAGUUCUACGAUAUGAUAGAGAUUGGAAAUGUGUACUAUAUCUCGCGAUGCUCACUAAAAGCGGCGAACAAACAGUUCAACUCAUUAAAGAAUGAUUACGAAAUGACUAUGACCAAUGAUACAGAGAUCGUGCCAUGUCACGAAAACAGCGAAGACAUACCGACGCUGCAGUUCAAUUUUUGUUCCAUAAGUGAAGUGGAAAACAAGGAGAAGAAUGAUAUGAUAGAUGUCUUGGGCAUUGUUACAACAUUCAAUGAUGUGCAACAUAUCGUACAGCGAAGUACUGGUCGAGAACUUGUAAAGAGAGACGUCAAUAUCGUUGACGACAGCAAUGCAAUGGUAUGCGUCACACUUUGGGGAAAACAGGCCGAAGAUUUUGAUGGUUCUAAUAACCCGAUCGUAGCCAUUAAAGGAGCGCGUAUUGGAGAGUUCAAUGGCGGAAAGAAUUUGUCCCUUUUAAAUUCAUCCAUACUCGAAAAGGAUCCGGAUUUACCGGAAGCACAUAAAUUGCGUGGGUGGUACACUACAGUCGGCCAUUCGGAGAACGCCAAAUCGCUAUCUAAAGCAGGUGGCGGUGGUGAUUUUAACGCGCCAUUGUACACCUUCGAGGAGGCGACCGAAGCGCGGUUGGGAGAGAAACUAAAUCUCGCAGAUGCUUAUACAGUGGUGGCCACUAUAAACUUAAUUCGUGUGGAAAAUUCUAUUUACAAGGCAUGUCCCGUAGAAAGCUGCAAGAAGAAGUUAAUUGAUCAGUCUACCGGGAUAUUCAGAUGCGAGAAAUGUAAUAGGGACUAUCCUAAUUUUGCGUAUCGCUUACUGGCAAGUAUGAAUAUAGGGGAUGGGACAGGCAGUCGCUGGAUAACUGCCUUCAACGAAGAUGCCGAGAAGAUAUUGGGCAUGUCGGCGCAAGAAUUGGGAGAAUUAAAAGAGAACGACAAUGACGCCUAUAUGCAAAAAUUCGGCGAGGCGAGUUUCAAGAGAUUUACGUUCAGUUUGAGGGUAAAAUCGGAAGUUUUUCAGGAUGAAAUGAGAGUGAGACACACCUGCGCAUCGGUUGCUCCGCUAAAUUACAAGACUCAUCUGACACAUUUAAUAGACAGAGUUUCUAAGCUGGUGCAUAUUGAGAAACUGGAAUCAAACUGAAUAAGCUUCCGUUUAAUAAGAUGUGUUUUGAUAUUAUACUUUCGAAUCUUGUAGAUUAUAACGUACGAUAAUUUUAGGUAUUACUAUUCUAUAUUUGUAUACAGACAAUUGUUUAUUUAAAUCAUGUCUGUUAUGCGAUAAAACAAGUUAAAUUAAAACGCUCUAAUAUUGCAUUAAUAAUAUUAACCGAUUUUCAAUAUUAUUUUCCAGAAAUGUUUAUAAUUUAUGUACUAUGACUGCUGCACGAUACCUUGUUUAUUUUGUCUACAGCACGUCUUGUAAAAUAAAGUUUCUCUUUUUUCUAUUCA
Messenger RNA from Formica exsecta, 2129 nucleotides. RefSeq names its product replication protein A 70 kDa DNA-binding subunit-like. Bases 1 to 1821 code for a protein of 606 amino acids. Gene Ontology annotation, biological process: double-strand break repair via homologous recombination; DNA replication; meiotic cell cycle. The transcript has 13 exons. The record is from RefSeq and is a predicted model, not a curated record. Gene Ontology annotation, cellular component: DNA replication factor A complex; nucleus. Gene Ontology annotation, molecular function: single-stranded telomeric DNA binding; damaged DNA binding. Lineage: Eukaryota; Metazoa; Arthropoda; Insecta; Hymenoptera; Formicidae.